Molecule: messenger RNA, 3315 nt
Organism: Larimichthys crocea (large yellow croaker)
Lineage: Eukaryota; Metazoa; Chordata; Actinopteri; Sciaenidae
Gene: p3h1
Product: prolyl 3-hydroxylase 1
Exons: 15
Coding region: 315-2849 (844 amino acids)
Biological process (GO): collagen metabolic process
Cellular component (GO): endoplasmic reticulum
Molecular function (GO): protein binding; iron ion binding; procollagen-proline 3-dioxygenase activity
Source: RefSeq, a predicted model, not a curated record
AAUGUGAUUUUAUAGGAUUCAUCAGAAGUUGUGUUGAGAUGAUGUCAAUAUUUUUCAGUAUUCUACACUAAAGACAAUCCUAACUUAUACUGCAUUGUUUUCUUCACAUUAUGGCCGCUCAUUGUCUGUCAUAAUUAUAAAGUCAUGUGUAUGCUGUGUAUGAGGGGCACAGAGGGUGUUACCGGAGCUCAUCUGUUCAAACCCCACCUCCAGACAAGUGACUGUCGGAGCAAGAAGUUGCAGCUCCUCUCGCCGGCUUGCCUCUCUCUGCUUCAGACCUGUGCCCCCGCCGCAGAGCCUGACAUCUUAGCAUCAUGGAGCUCCGUUACGCGCUAACAUUUCUCUGCUUUCUGGUCCCGCUGUGCACCUCAGACACUGAUGUCGGCUCUCGCUUCGUUUUGGAGCCUUAUGAUUUCCUCUUCGACACGGCGGUGGAUGCAUACCAAAAGGGGGACUGGUUGACGGUCAUCCUGAACAUGGAGAAGGCUCUCAGGAACAAAGCUACUGUCCGCAAUGUGAAGGUUCAGUGCCGGCUUAGCUGCGCCAACCAGACCGCUUUCGGCGAUCGCCUGGCCGGGUUGGGAGUUCCAAUCCCCGGGGCCGGGUCUGUGGAUGACCUGGGAUUUUUCCAGAAAGUCCUGAAACGGGCGGAUUGUGUGAACUCCUGCGAAACUGAGAAACUGGGUUCACCAACUCUGCAUCAAGUCACAGAAGACGUACAGCUGGAGUUCACCAAGAGGACCCCCUAUAACUACCUACAAGUGGCCUAUUUUAAGAUCAAUAAGCUCGACAAAGCAGUGGCAGCUGCCCACACGUUCUUCCAGGCCAACCCAGACCACUUGGAGAUGAGACAGAACCUGGAGUACUACAAGAUGAUGGCAGGAGUACAUGAAGAGGAUUUCAAAGAUUUGGAAGCCAGGAAGCAUAUGUCCGAGUUCCUGCUGGGGAAGAGUUACUACAGCGACGACUCAUUUGGCCUGGCGGCUGAACACUUCGAGGUGGCCUUAGAUGAGUACUUCACUGCCGAUAAGGAGUGCCGGGCGCUGUGUGAAGGAGCCUACAAUUACGACGGAUACAACUACAUGGAGUACAGCGCUGACCUGUUCCAGACCAUGACAGACCACUACAUGCAGGUCCUGAACUGUAAGCAGCACUGCUCAGUGGAGUUGGCUUCACACACUGGCAGAGAAACGCCCUUUGAGGACUUCCUCCCUUCCCAGUUCAACUACCUGCAGUUCUCCUACUACAACAGUGAGAAGUACGAGCAGGCCAUAGAGUGUGCCAAGACCUUCCUGCUGUUCCACCCUGACGAUGAGGUGAUGAACCAGAACCUUGCUUAUUAUUCUGCCGUGCUGGGAGAGGACAAGGCAAAAACCAUCUCAGCCAGACAGGUGGUGAAACAAUACAUUCAGCAAUCCAUACUGGAGAAAGAGCUGCUCUACUUUGGAUAUGAGGCCUUUGGAAUCACCUUUGUCGAUCCAGACACGUGGACUCCUGAAGACGUCAUGCCUAAGAAGCUGAGAGACAAGCAGAAAGCCGACAGAGAAACCGCAGCAAGGAUCACAGAGGAAAUAGGAAACCUAAUGAAGGAGAUCGAGACUCUGGUCGAGGAGAAGAAAAAGGAUUCUUCAGAGAUGGCCAUGGUAAUUGGUCCACAGGAAGGUGGGACUCUGUUGAGUGAUGACAUCAAGCUGACCAUGACGGCCAAUCAGCUGAACGGCUCGGACCGAGUGCUGCUGGACGGAGUGAUCAGUGAUGAUGAGUGCAGGGAGCUGCAGCGCCUCUCCAAUGCAGCUGCUCUGAAAGGUGACGGCUACAGAGGACAGCCUUCCCCCCACUCGGCCAGCGAGAUGUUCCAGGGAGUCACUGUCCUGAAGGCUGUGAAGCUCGGACAGGAGGGCAAGGUUCCACUGAAGAGCGCUCGCCUGUUCUUCGACCUCAGCGAGAAGGUGAGGAAGAUUUUGGAGUCGUACUUCCGCCUGGAAACUCCGCUCUACUUCUCCUACUCCCACCUCGUCUGUCGCUCCGCCAUCGAUGAGAAGCAGGAGGAACGCAAUGACCUGAGUCACCCCGUUCAUGUGGACAACUGUCUGCUGGUCUCAGAGAUGAAUGAGUGUAUAAAGGAACCUCCUGCAUAUACACACAGAGACUACAGUGGCAUCCUUUAUCUGAACGAUGACUUUGAAGGAGGAGAUUUCAUCUUCACGGAGUUGGACGCUAAAACAGUCACGGCCGAGGUGCGUCCACAAUGCGGCCGUGUGGUCGGGUUCGGAGCCGGGAAGGAAAACCCCCAUGGAGUCCGAGCCGUUACCAAGGGUCAGAGGUGUGCUGUGGCGCUGUGGUUCACUCUGGAUCCUGCUCACGAGGAAAAGGAGAGAAUUCAAGCUCAGGAAAUGCUGAAGAUGUUUUCUACCCCCGUGAAUGAGGAGUUCAUCAAAAAGGAGGUGACUGACACCUCGGAGCCUCCGGCACUGGCUGACCAGGUAAAAACAGAAAAUAAACAAGAUAAUAAACCAGCAGAGCAGAAGGCAGACGCAGCAGCAGCAGCUGACAAACCAGCAGACUCGCCGAAGGACAAAGAGGAGGGGGCGGCGAAACCAGUCAGCAAAACAACGGCAGAAACUAAAGCCAAAGCUGCUCCUAAAGCAAAGGCCAAAGCCGGAGGAGACAAAGCAAAGACCAAGACGGCAGACAAAGCCAAACCUGUGGCUAAAAAAGAUGGAAAACAGACGGUUAAAAAACAAACCAAGCAGGCGGACAAAAAGGACGCAAAACCAGCUGCGAAAAAGAAGGACUCCAAAAAAGCUAAAACUGAUGCCACUUCAGACUCUCAGAAACAAGAGCUGUGAUCUGACAGAGCCUGAGACUGUUUGACUGUGUGGUGUUGAUUUUUCUACUAUUUUUUAAAAAGUCUGUGAGCGGGUGAAUGAGAAAGGAGUGAAAGUUAUUUGUCUUUUAAUGGUGGGUGAUGGUAUAAGAACACAGGACUGCUGUUUCACUGCGAACGUCACUGAAAUCAUUACUUGAGUACUUGUGUAACUGACAAUCUGCCUGAAUCACAGUAACAGUCUUUGUCUGGAGUCCCUAAGCCUUGUAUCUGUAUAGUUGGAACACAUUUUUCAUCUCAGUUUUCAGUCUGAAUCUUCUGUAGCUAUUUUAUUUGUGAUGUCCGUGUCUUGGAAGCCAGCGCAGGUGUGAGAAUCAGUGAAAUAAAAGUGAUGUUUCUAAACUGUGGUGAGUGCAGUACUGUGAGCUGGCACUGGGUGUCAGGAUGGAAGCACUGUUCAAUAAUUCAAUAAAGUUCAAUAAAGUUCA